Molecule: messenger RNA, 2298 nt
Organism: Coregonus clupeaformis (lake whitefish)
Lineage: Eukaryota; Metazoa; Chordata; Actinopteri; Salmoniformes; Salmonidae
Exons: 5
Coding region: 174-908 (244 amino acids)
Source: RefSeq, a predicted model, not a curated record
UCUACUGAGUGACAAGGACAGCUGGAGUGUCUUUCAUACCACCUUUGCAUAGGUUUUGUUUAUGUUGUAAAUUGUGAGCUUAUGGAAAUUCAGUACUGAAUGGAAAAUAGAGGAUUUUGUUACAGCACAGUAUAGCUUAAUUUGCUAACUUGAGCCCUGUGUUUUGAAGAGACAUGAAGGCUCUGUUUGGACUGUUGGUGAUGUUAGCAGGAGUGUCUCAUGGAAUGGAGACCCACUGUGAUGCAACACUGGAUGGAGCUCAGUGUUAUGGAGCUCUGGGAGGAACUGUCUCUCUCCAGCUGAUGACCAUUGACACCCCAGUGUCCUCUCUUCAGCUGUCCUCUCAGUGUCUGACCCAUGGAGAGAUGAGGGUGACCUGCUCCUCUGAGGGGGAUGGUCCUCAGUACAGCUGGACUCUGGACGGACACACACAGAGAGACACUGAGGCCUCUCCUGGUGACCAGACAAACACCAUGACACUGAAGAGAGGCCUGUCAGGAGAUCUCACCUGCACUGUCAAAAACCACAUCAGCAGUGUUACUGUGAGCAAAAUCAUCUCCCCCUGUGAGGACAUCAUAGGGAUGGUAGCAGGGUCUCUGACAGGCAUAGUGUUUGUCCUAGUGAUGGUGUUGGCAGUUUACUGUGUCCAGAAGAAAAAUAAACCUCCAAAGACUCCAGAUAAUGUUAACAGUCAGGAUGUGGAAUACGCUGAUGUCAGGACACUGGAGAAUCAGAUGAGACAGCAGGAAAGAAAAGUGGAGUACGGACAGGUGAAAGUGGCAGGGGGUCCCCUGCAGCCAAUGGAGGUGGACUAUGGACAGAUUGAAAUAUUAGAGGGUCCACAGCAGAAGGUAGACACACCUGAAGAGGUGGACUAUUUGUACGCCAGGGUACGGAAAGGCCAGUGAGAAAGGUACUGUCUAGAUUCAAUAUGAUAGAAGGAGGCUGAUUUGGAGGAAAGUACAACGCAGUUUCCAUCUGCCUAUGGGCAUAUCAUCCCUAACUGGUAUUGCAUAUCUUACAGAUUUCGUCCCAUUAUGACUAGAUUCAGGUUUUCAAAGAUGGUCAUUACUUCUUUUGCAAUAUGUACACCAAGUCUUAAAGAACAACCAAGUUAAAUCAUUUGGCGAACUAAGUUCAGACUUCCAUUUGCCAAAGUCUGAUUUCUGUAGCUAUUUACAGCGAAGAGACUAUUUACUGAAACACCCCAACUGGGUAAAAAUGAAAGGUGAGCCCUCUCCCAUAGUCAGAAAAAUACUCAGAAAAGGGCAACUAGUAGUAAACAAAUAACAAAAAUAUACUAAUCUGUUGCUGUCAUGACCUAGAGCAAUACUCUGCAAACUAAGAGCAAGUGGAAAUCUGAACUUGGGGAGAACAUUGAAAAUGAUCUUGGGAGGCAAUACUCAUACCAUUAUCAAUGGAAAAUCAUCAGUAGGUACUUUCUAACUCCAGACACAAUGGUGAAGAUAAGAAAAGAAACAACCAGUGAAUACUGGAGAAAAUGUGGGGAAUUGUUCGCAAACUACCUCCAUAUUUUUGGGUCUUGUUCUAGAAUAAUUAACUUCUGGAAUUAUGUUUUUGACUUUGCAAACAAUGUAUUUAAAUGCUCCCUGGCAAAGGACGCAAAAAGUAAUCCCUGAACGGUUUCGAAAUGACUAUCUAUUGAAUAUACUAUUGUCUGCAGCAAAUAAAUGUAUUACAGCACAUUGGUUAAAUAAGGACAUUCAUACUAUGGAAGAGUGGAAUUGUAGAGUGAAAGAAAUGUAUUUAAUGGAAAAUAAAAUUGCAAACAGAUAUAUGUGAAAAAAAGAUGGGAACCGCUCCUUGUAAAUAACAUUUUGUAGACAUAAGACCAAUUAGUCUCGAAGCAACCAAACAUAUGAUAAAUGUGAUGACUUAUUUUUCCUUUUAUUUUUUCUAAUUUUAUUUCCUUUCGGUGCUUACGGUGCCUUCAGAAAGUAUUCGCACCCCUCGACUUUUUCCACAUUUUUUCAAGUUGCUGAUGCAUUUCCUUUUUGAGUCACAUGAUUUCCAUAUUUGGUUAGCUCCUCUGAUUAACUUCAACUAAAGCAUAUAAGAUUUCACCAUAUGUCAGUCUCAAUCAAAAUACGUUAAACUAAAAUAACAAAUUGAGAAGAGGAUGUUGAGAAAUGAAGAUAAAUGUUACUAACAAAGUGUUGAUGACAUAAUGUAAUGUUAUGUAAUAUGUAGUGGAAUCACUUGUCAUGCUUCAUUGUGAAUGCCGCUGUGUGAUGGGAAAUUGCAGUUUGAAAAUAAAAUCCUGUUUUUUAAAAACAA